Messenger RNA from Coturnix japonica (Japanese quail), 2051 nucleotides. RefSeq names its product potassium channel tetramerization domain containing 4 (gene KCTD4). The record is from RefSeq and is a predicted model, not a curated record. NCBI's taxonomy places the organism in Eukaryota, Metazoa, Chordata, Aves, Galliformes, Phasianidae. Gene Ontology annotation, molecular function: protein binding. Gene Ontology annotation, biological process: protein homooligomerization.
CUGUUGUACGCUCAGGUACCACAGAUAAUACAAGGAAAAUGUAAAAAUAAGCUCUGUGCAAACUGAGAUCCUUGCACCAUAAAUGAAGUAGAGUGUUUAACUCCAGAAGCAUUACACACGAUUUGGCCAGCUGAUACUACAAACGCGUCGCAAAGCAUUAAAAACAAGGUGCCCUUUAGAAUAGCAUUACUCAUUUCUGUGUGGAACCCUCAAAACUCUGUAAACUUCCAAGGUGUAAGGACGGAAAGAGAAGUGGUUUUUAUCCCCUCCUUCCCUCACACAGUUAAAUGCAAAUUCCCUCUACAGUCAUAUUCCUGCCAUCUCCCUGCAUACACAGCUGAUACGCCACCUACUGCAAAACCCAGCUGACAGCCCGAGCAAUGCUAGCAGCAUUUCCAUUCCAACAUCGUGCCAGAGCCGAAGAAAGGUGCUCUUAAAUCAAAAUCUCUCCCUUUUCAAGCUGACAAGAACAAAGCAAGAUCGCUGUGCUCGCUUCGAUAAUGGAGAGAAAAUCAAACAGAAGAGCAAAGGAAUCUGAAGAAAACCACAGCAACUUCGAGGGCUCUGAGCAAGACAAGGACUAUAAAACGUCUCUGGUUACUCUGAACGUUGGCGGCUAUCUGUACAUCACACAAAAACAAACAUUAACCAAGUACCCAGAUUCUUUCCUCGAAGGUAUAAUCAAUGGAAAAAUAAUGUGCCCUUUCGAUGCGGAUGGACAUUACUUCAUAGACAGAGAUGGACUCCUGUUCAGACACAUUCUGAACUUCCUCCGAAAUGGAGAACUUCUUCUACCGGAAGGGUUUCGAGAAAAUCAACUUCUGGCACACGAAGCAGAUUUCUUUCAGCUGAAAGUCUUAUCGGAUGCAGUAAAAUCGAGGUGGGAGAAGGAGCAGCUCGCGUCUCGAGAGACCACUUUCCUGGAAAUAACUGACAGCCACGACCGCUCGCAGGGGCUCCGGAUCUUUUGUAACGCUCCUGAUUUCAUAGCAAAAAUUAAAUCCCGAAUCGUACUGGUGUCCAAAAGCAGGCUGGAUGGAUUUCCAGAGGAGUUUUCAGUCUCUUCCAAUAUAAUUCAAUUCAAAUACUUCAUAAAGUCUGAAAAUGGUACGCGACUUGUGCUGAAGGAGGACAACACCUUCGUCUGUACCCUGGAAACUCUUAAGUUUGAGGCAAUUAUGAUGGCUUUAAAAUGUGGAUUCAGACUGCUGACCAGCCUGGAUUGUUCCAAAGGGUCUAUUGUUCACAGCGAUGCACUUCAUUUUAUCAAGUAAUUACAAAGGCAGAGGAAACAAGCAUGCAGUCGGCAGACCUCCUUUAACGGCAGCGUCCUGGCAUCACAGAUCUCGUAUCUAACCAGCCCUGUACCACACAGCUCGGCUGCUAAUCAGUUAAUGUGAGCUAAUGGUAUGUAAAUCUCGUAACGACAUCCAUCUCCGGCUUAUUCGAGCUGAGUGAAAUUUUUAUUCAAUUCAAGCAUCAAAUUUAUCUGCUAACCACUGUAAACAGAGACCGAACGCUUUCUGGUAUUUGUACUAUGUUUUUUUUUUUCAUGCUGUCUUUCAACCGGGAAGUCUGGCUGAAUUUCUGUGUACUUGUAUGACUAACACGCAUACACCUCACUGCUCUGUCGAGCAGCACAGAGACUGUUCUCAUACAACAGGCAGGCUCACGAUAUGUUCUGCUGCUCCUCAUGAAUUCAGAAUGGAUUUUAACUGGAAUAAAUGAUUUUCAGUGUUCCUUAGUGUUGAUGCUAAUUUGUUUUUAUGACGAGUUUGCAAAAAAAAACACAUGAAAUUGAAAGAGGGUUUAAAAUUAAUCUGCUCGAUUCUGAAGUCAAACAACUCUGAUUUCAGCUCUCUUAAAAAGAAAUUUACAGCUGUGCUACUACAUUAAUAGCAACUGCUAAGAACAUGUCAGCCAACCAGUAAUGCUGGGGGGUCUGUUUUAUUAUGGAAAAUGAAUUCACUCUAAAGAGAAUGUUGCAUUUUUCUGGUUAUAUAUGUUUAUCAGAUGGCUAAUAAAAAUGUUUGGCAUAAAAUUUCAUGUAA